Spodoptera frugiperda (fall armyworm) is the source of this 485-nucleotide messenger RNA. RefSeq lists its product as uncharacterized. The transcript has 3 exons. NCBI's taxonomy places the organism in Eukaryota, Metazoa, Arthropoda, Insecta, Lepidoptera, Noctuidae. The record is from RefSeq and is a predicted model, not a curated record. Bases 32 to 358 code for a protein of 108 amino acids.
GGCUUCAGUCGUGUGUUCCGUGAAAAAAAACAUGUUUAAAAUGUUUGUCGUUUUGUGUUUAAUGUUCGUUGUGAGCGGCGUGUGGUCGUCGUGCGAUUCGUGCGGGCGCGAGUGCAGCGCGUCGUGCGGCACGCGCCGCUUCCGCGCGUGCUGCUUCAACUAUCUGCGCCGCAAGAGGGCGCCACAUGCCGUACAGGUUCACCAACUCAUAGAAAAUGUGAAGAGCCAAGAAAAUUCAGAUUUCCCAGUUUUCCUCAUCGAAGAUGCUCCCUUAUCAGAACGGCUGAUCAGCAACGUCUUGCCAAGCGAAUACCAACCCUAUACCACUGAUAAUUUAGUCGAAAAUCAAUUAGAUUAGAUUUAUGUAAACUGGAAAACUUCAAUGACUGAUUUAUUUAAUGUAUACUUAUUAUGUAUCAUAGUUUAACGUUUUGUAAUUCUGAUAUUUAUUUUCAAAGAAAUAAAGUUUAAACUCGUAUAAACAA